This is a messenger RNA of Pleurotus ostreatus (oyster mushroom), 1779 nucleotides long. RefSeq lists its product as uncharacterized. Bases 1 to 1779 code for a protein of 592 amino acids. The record is from RefSeq and is a predicted model, not a curated record. Lineage: Eukaryota; Fungi; Basidiomycota; Agaricomycetes; Agaricales; Pleurotaceae. The transcript is spliced from 3 exons.
AUGGGCGCCGUUGGCUCAAAAAACAAGGAGCCGAAGCCAUAUCCAUUCCCAUUUCCUCACCAUCCGAGCCAAUACAAUCCCGCAGCCUACCCGCCGUGGGCGUCAGUUCCGUGGCAAGGGCAGUACGAUGACAAGUACCUCUCGAUGAUGGGGUACCCUACCCAACAUCGCAAGAAGAAGAAGGGAAAGAAUCAAAUGGUGAAUCCGGCGAUGGGAUGGGCGCAGGGAUACGCGCCGUUCCCGUACCCGGCUGUCCAAGGCUACCCAAUGCCACCAUAUGCGCCCCCCGUGAUCCCAGGAAUGACAUACGCACCAAUGAUGCCAAUGCCAAUGCCCCAACCCUCUGCUGCUGCUCCUGCGAACGCACCCGUCAUCCCUCAAGGUGCCACAGGACCUGCGCCCACUCAUCAGCCAGUGGUGCCUACCAUGCCGACCGCACCUGCCCAUAAUAUGCCUGGAACAGUAAACCAACCGCCACCGCUGUUUACGCCGGGUGAUGGCGCCGCUCUUCAGUCCUUUCCGGGCGCAGAACUCACGUCCCCACCUCCCAUCCGUCGAUCGCAAACACCAUUUCAUCGGCGGGCUUCCCCCGAAGACAGCGACGAAAGCGACGAUACCCCUCCACCACCUCAGGCAGAUCUACAACGAUCAGCAUCACACUCGCGUCAAGCAAGCCACAGCGAUAACAUCACCGCGGUUCUUGGUUCACAUACUCCGGCGCAACCAGGCGCUUUCGGUCCUCCUGGCGGUCAUCGCCAUACAACCACCUCGAAUACGAACCCCAACCCCCUGCCUCCCCCUCCGAAAGACUUGUACGAAACGUCCCCCUACAAAAAUCUCCUGAAUUUGCCGCAGACUACGACUUUACUCCAGGCGGCUUAUGCAGCUCAACAAGACGCUGAUAGAAGUGGGACAUCCGCGCCAGCUGCUACUGCGUCAUCGUCACACCACCGUGCGCCCGUCGUGCCUUCUGGUGCAGAUUUGUCUCGAUCGCACACGGAGGCAAAGAAGAAGGGUAGAUUUGGGCUCUUCAGAUCACUCACUGGGGGCGGCGGUUCGAAGCCCAGGCACGAUAUCCCUGGCCCUUCUAAUGCACCCCCAGCUCCUACGACACACAGACCGAAUGCAGGGUUCGUCCCCGUAUUCGCCCCGGUCAACGAUUCGCACGCCCGAAGGGGAGCUGGCGAUAGCCAUUCAGUCUCUACUAUGGACGCCCCACAUGACGCCUCUUCGUCUGCGCAUGCGCAUGCACCCUCGAAUUCUGCCCCAGGUUCCCACAUUCCGAUGAUCGACCAGUCUUUACCUCCCAUUCGUUUCACCCAAACCGGCGAUCUUGCGGGAUUUCUGAAUCACUCUCCCCAUCGUGUUCUCCACCAGCAGAAGAUCUACCCUAGCGCAACACAUCUAUUUGAGGCGAUGAAGUACCUCGAAGGUGGUCCUGGCCAACAACCGAGACCUGAUCUCGCUGAACGAAUCAGAGCGUGUCCGAACGUUGCUGAUGUGUAUCCCUUGAGUGCCGAGUUCCAGUCGAAGGGAUGGGUUCGAAGCGACUGGGGACUGGUGUUCAAUACCUGCAUGGAUGAGGUGCUGUAUCUGAAAUUCCGGCAACAUCCUAAUCUGCGAAAUAAUCUCAUGCACACUGGGCUCGCCCCAAUCAUCUAUGAGGACCCAAAUGAUGACUAUUGGGGCGACGGUCCCCACGGUGAGGGCGCCAACGAACUGGGGUCAGCGCUUGUCAGAGUGCGGGCGAAGCUGAGAGCGGAUGGUCUUGGGGUCUAG